Molecule: messenger RNA, 6369 nt
Organism: Dreissena polymorpha
Lineage: Eukaryota; Metazoa; Mollusca; Bivalvia; Myida; Dreissenidae
Exons: 23
Coding region: 870-2528 (552 amino acids)
Cellular component (GO): nucleus
Source: RefSeq, a predicted model, not a curated record
GGUAAUUUGCCUUAUUUUUGCAACUGCUUUAUUGUAUACAAAGUUGUCAAACCCGUCGGGUUAGUGCAUUGAAUAUUAAACACUAAUGUUCAACUAUCUAAACUAUUGUGUCAUUUAGCCAUGAGUGAGAGCAGAGACGAAGAUAAUCUACGUCUCUGGAGAAGUCUGAGAGUAACUUUUGCGGAGAGUAACUUGAGCGGGAUACCAACCUGCAAUACCAUGGAUUAUCAGCAAGGUGAUCUAGUAUGGGCUAAGGUAGAGGGCCACCCCUGGUGGCCAGCCCUUGUUUGGCCCGGACCCAAGGGUAGCAUCUUCAAGGAAACCAAAAAGAGCAAGCAGAUACAUGUGCAGUUCUUCUCUGAACCACCUACUACUGCCUGGAUCAAGGAAAAGUCUGUUGACAAGUUUGAAGGAAAAGAUUCGCCUUUGUGCCAGCCAGGGAAGAAGUACCACAGUGCAAAGAAAACAUUUAUUAUGGCUCUUGAUAGUGCCCAAAGGCCCUGUGUUUGACUAUCACGGAGAGGUUGCCUCUCAUUGUGGCCCAAGAGAAAGUAAAGAAAGGCAGCGUCAAACGUAAAAAAGAAAUUGGAGUCAAAGGGGGGCCAGUCAAAAAGCAGAAGACAAAUCACACAUCAAGCCUAGUCAAACCAAGCACUGUACCUAAGCCAAAACUGGGACCACUGUCAUUUGUUUCAAGAGGUCGAUUGUCAAUUAAGAGCCGAUACAAUCUGAACACUGACCGAAUUCCUCAGCGAUGGAGGAACGUGUGCGUAAAGCUGAACACAAAGGACAUCCCAGAAGGGCUGCUGCCACAUGAAGUGGUCUAUGUGAACACUGCCUCUUCCCCAGUGGCCAAGGUUAGCAUUGAGAUGCCAGGCGACCUUGUUGAGGAGGAGGAUGUCAACGACUUUGACUCGGAGGAUGAGUACAUCGAUUCAGAUAAUGACCCAGUUUGGAAACCACAGGAUAAAAUAGUGGACGAUAAAGGGCGGACUUCAGAAGAAGACAUGGUGGCUGAUGACUCAGAUGAUGAUCCAGGCUGGGUGCCAGGCAAGAAAGUAGGAGAGGUUACUUACACAAAGAAGAAAAAGGAUUUUACAGGUUUAAAGAAUAAAGUCGUGAGGGCAAAAAGCAAGCAAAACAUAACCAAAAUCAACUCGACAAAAGAAGUGCAAAAAUUAACCAAAAUCAACUCGGCAAAAAGAGUGCAAAACAUAACCAAAGUCAACUCGACAAAUGUAGUGCAAGACAUAUCAACAGCAGAUCAGCCCAAUAGUGGAGACUUCCUGAUAGAGAAAGAAGAAUGUAAGGAUGGAAACAUUCCGUUUUUAUGGCGAUUCAAGAAUGAUGGCUUGAUUCAGAAGUAUGAGAAAAAAGAAGAAAAUGGCAAAGUGUUCUAUCAGAAUACAAACAAUUUCUCUGAUUGGUGGUCUUGCUACGCCAACAAGUAUGAAAAGGUGUCAACUAUGGUGUUCUACAAGGUGCGAAGUGUUGAGAAAGUUAUGCUGACUGGGUCUGUAACCAGCACUAACAGGGGAGACACAACCAGUGUUCCAGCAAGUGAUGUCAAGCAGCAAGACCAAGAGAUCUCGUCCACCACCCCUGAAUUGUGUCCCAUACCUGGCCCAGACAAGGAACAGUUUGAGAUUGGCUCGUUCGUGUUGGACAAGAAGGACUGUAGGAAUGUUGACAACUUUCCCAUUUGGAAGAUAGAGUCAUCCAUGCUUAUCAAGAAGUAUGAGGCGUGCUGCCACCAGGGCAAACUACUGCAUAAGCCUGUGAAAAUUUAUCGUGGCUACAUGGAUAUAGAGCAGCAUUAUCUGCCCCUGAAGACAAAAGUAGUUACCUCCCCCGGCAAUAAUGAUGAGAUGGUCGAGGUGUCAGAAGACACGCGGCCAAAACUGCACGUCAGUCUCAGUUUGGAGUCUUUAGAGUGCGGGAAUAAUCCUCUACUGCGGCAUUUCUAUGUUUACAUGCAAGUGUUUCUCAGCCUGGCAUUAGAACCUGGUUUUUUAGAUGAGAUUACUAAAAUAAAUGAUGAAACUUACAUGGAGCCAAUGAAUGAGAUAAACAAGCUUGUAAAACAGAAACUCACAAACAUCGAACGCAAGGUCAGGUGGACAGAUAACCUGAAGUUUGCCUUAUUGAAGUGUCCUUGCCUGAGAAAUGUGUCUAAACCUGACAUGACCAAAAAAUGUGAGGGUCUGGCGAACAGUGAGGAGACGGUGUCUGAUGCAGUCUUCCUGUUUGGGGGAGACUACCAUCCUGACACUCUAAAAUCAACCAACAAGCAACAUGCCUGUCAGGAGUUCCGUGUUGGCAAGACGGCCAUGCAACACAUUCAAUCAUAUCAUCAGCUUUGUCACUUCAAACUCAACCUGUACGAAAAAUGUAAAGCAAAGAUCAAGUUGAUUCAAGACAGUGACAAGGAGACAGACAUUGAGAAGAUUAUGGACUCCUGUCUGGGCAACAAGGCGUGGGUACUGCAGAAUUUUGAAGACUUCACGACACUUGUAGAGAUCAGAUAGUGGUCCUCGUCUUGGAAUCGUUUGUUAGAUAUGAAAUGGUGGACAGUAUUCUCAAAGUAUGCAGUGUUGUUUUUUGUGCCUCGUCAUCAACUUCCGCAGUAACAAUUGGUAAACUUCCUAUAGCUGAAAACUUUUAAGUUGUUAAUUUUAGCAAGGGGCUGUUUAAUAUCAGCAUAUGAAGGUCAUCAACCUGAGCUUGGAAAAAGUUGAUAUACAGCAGCUGAAAAGUUGUGGACUAGAGCUUCAACUGCAACUAGAGCAAAAGAAAUUGCAGACUUCAGGCCAGGAAGCUGUGAUUUUAAUCUACAAGAAAUGGACUAAAGCCGACAGCAUAGUUACUUUCAGCUGGGGGGUGUUGUGGCCCAGCUGGGGUUGUUGUGGACUCAGUAAAGAAUAAAUUAGCAGUUCACAGUACAAAUAGAUUUACAAGUGAGAAGAUUUAAAUAUCAGCAUAUUGGUGGAAAAUACAAUUUAAAUAUUGCUCAAUCUGCGUUAUGGUGUUCAAUGAGAUUUGAUGCUAUUUAGUAAGAUCUGCCAGUUAAGAUCUGAUCAUGUGUAUUAUACUCUCAAUUUACACCCCAUUGUUAUUUCUGUUACUGGAAGUCUACUUUCUGAAAAUCAAUAUGCUGUUAACCAUUUCAUGGACAAUUAUGAUAAAAAAUGUUUGUCAGUAUAAGGGUUGUUCCAGCCCUUCUCAAUAAAGAAAAUAUCUAUGCAAAUCUUACGAUGUGCCUUUGAUGAAGCAGAAUUUCCUUGAUAUCUUUCUUAACUAAAUUCCAAAAUAGGAUUUACUUUCAUAUUGAGAUCAUUUCUGCGAGUUGGUCAUUUCUUUAAAGAAAAUCUUUCUUACACUAUUUAUUCAUUGACAACAUACAAGCUGUUAAUAACUGAACUUAAUAACAUUAAGAUUUUCGAUUUAUAAGACCUUUAAAAAUUAGUUCCGUCUUUUUAUCAGUAAUCAAUUUUAAAAAUGAGGGUUAAAUAGUUACUGUUACAACUUAUUGUAACAUUGGAUAUCAUUUCUGUGGUAGUAAUAGUUAUGUUGCUAUGUUAUACAUGCAAAAAGGCUCUUGUACAGAUAUGCAAUCUCAGAAAGUUGUUCUUUUACUAUUGUUUUGUAAUUGUUUACUAUCGUUUUAAGGUAAUUUGUUCGAUAGCAAGUCAAUUAAAGUGAGUAUGCACGAUUAUGCCAAAUAUUUAUGAAUUUAUAUAAAAUGUAAAAAAAACAUAUUCUACAUAUAUUUCAAUAUACAUGUAAAAUAAAAUAAAAGUUAAUAAAACAUGUGUGAAAAAAUGUGAAAUAAGCCAGAUAAUUAAUUCUGAAAUCGAAAAUGUCUGUAUAGUCGAAUUCGCCAGCAUGUAUAUCAUGCUUGUACAAUGUGAAUCUAAAUUUAAUUUUAUGGAUCAUUUUAAUUUCCUGCAACGUUAUCUAUUCAUACGACACACAAACUCUUACUCGGAUCUUAAUAAAAAGAGGAAUGCUUUUGUUAUUGUAGGAAAACAUGUAAGAAAUGUCUUCGUCACAAUCGGCUUGGGGCGCAAAUUUGUCUUUGCUGCAUGUUAUGAAAUUUGUCUUCAAUGUAUAAUUUUUCUUGCCAAUUUUGUGUUGUUUUCCCCUAACCGCGAAACCAGAGGGGACUUGAGGUUUGCGCUCUGUGUGUCCGUGAGUCUGUCACACUUUUCUGGAUGCUGCCAGAUCUUUACAAGUUCUUCAUAUUUUUUCAUGAAACUUGAAACAUGGACAGAUGGCAAUAUAGAGAUUAUGCACGUCAUUUCAUUUUGUUCCUACUUACAGAAUUCUGGUUGCUAAAGCAACAAAUAAGACUAGAAAUAUUGCUGAAAAUGGUGGAUCCUGCGAUAACUUUACAAGUUCUUCCUAUUUUUUCAUGAAACUUUAAACAUGGGUAGAUGGCAACAAAUAGACUAGAAACAUAGCUGAAAAUGGUGGAGUUUCAUCUGUAGGGGACUUAUAUAUUGCUUGGCAAUAGCCUUGUUGUAACAUAUUUUUAUCAAUAUAUUACAAUUUAACGCAUUAAAAUCGUGCAUACUGACUUAAACACUUCAAGUUUCAUGCAUAUUUAGAUAUUUGAAUUUAAGUUCAAAGGCAUGAACAUUGUAGUUUCAGUUUAUCCUAGAUAUACCGGUAGUUCUACUUAUAAGCUUUGUUUUUAAUCGAAUAACAGAUGAUGUGUUCGAGAAAGUAGCUGGAAAUUGAUAGAGACUUGUUGAAAGAAUGUUUCAAAAAUUUAAUUAUUUCUUAAAUACAAAUUUCUGAUGUUUUUUACACAUUUUAAAUCAUCAACUCAAAUCUCUUUUUGCACAAAUAAAUUAUUGGCGAGUUAGGGAAGUUAGUCUCAUAUGCAGAGGUGGUAAUCACAUGAUAGUCAAGAUGGCGAUGUUCAUGCCGAUGCCGGUAUUUUUCGCCGUUUUAUAGCCUUUAUUACUUUUAUUUAUUGUUUAAAUGCUGCUCAAUGUCCAGCCUAAUUAGCAAGAAAGUUACUAGCUUUUAUUUUGUGUUGAUAUUCGUCUUUAUCUCAACUUUACUCGCUGCGAAAUUUCUUAGGAUGACCUAAUUAAAGCGCCACUUAUAAAAUUUUCAGGGAGUAGUCAAGAUAUAAAGCAAAUUUCAAUAUGAAAUAAAGGCAAAUCACAUGUAUACUGAUAUACUGUAGCUGGAAAGUGAGCGUCUUUUAAAAAUUAAAGAAAAGUAUUAAAGGGUAUAAAACGGCAAAAAAUAACUGUCUUGGCAUGGACGGGGCCAUCUUGACUAUCACGUGAUAACCCCCUCUAUAUGUGACAAUUACAUCAUGACCUAAUUGAACAACUCUUUUUCCCUAUCAUAACUACAAUUAUGAUACUGUUCUGAACAUUUUAAUUUUAUGAAAUUUAGCUCGAUUUGCCAAAAUUCUUUUCACUACAACGUCUGUACAGACAACUACACCAAAAUGAAGGCACCAAUCAAAUUUUACCUCUUUCAUGACAUUACCUGUUAAGUGACCAAAACACCUAUUUUUUAUGCUCCUGGUAGGGUGGCAUAUAGGGGUUGAACUGUCUGUCAGUCAGUCUGUCCGUCCGAAAACUUUAACAUUGGCCUAACUUUUGCAAUAUUGAAGAUAGCAACUUGAUAUUUGGCAUGCAUGUGUAUCUCACGAAGCUGCACAUUUUGAGUGGUGAAAGCUCAAAGUCAAGGUCAUCCUUCAAGGUCAAGUCAAAAAAUACAAUCCAAGGGAAGUAAUAAGCUUUAAAAGGGAGAUAAUUUCUAAACCUGCCAAAUGAUAUAUUGAAAAAAAAAUUCAAAUCAGCGCAAUAGGGGGCAUUGUGUUUAUGACAAACAUAUCUCUUGUUUUAGAACACCUUUUGUUUACUGCAUAGUGUUUGACCAAUCGCAUGGUAUACAAGCAAGUUAUAUAGCUCUGUUUUAUUUGAUACGCAUAACACGUACACUCUCAAUCAAUAAAAGGUGACAUCAUAGAUUCAGUUUUCAAACAUCACAACACUGAAGUAACUAGCAGUCAUACAGGUUUUGUAUUUCUACAUGCCAAAUGGAAAUUAUGGAUUUUUAUUUUGCAGAAUGUAAGUUUUUUUUAGUUAUAUGUGCAUUCAUAUUAUAUUUUGUUUUAAAUAUGUACCUUAAUGAUGUCACAUCCGAAAUUGUUCCCAACACUUCUAGUCUCUAGUGUAUGUGUUAUAAAAAAAAACAAUUACAAAGCCAAUUUAAGACAAUUAAGUGCUAUUAAUGAUUUUUAUUCUAUUUUUCCUCAGUAAAAACUUAUUGUCGGUGGUUAUCAUUACUGUUUUACUGAUUUGGUUGUACAUGUAUAAAUAAAACAUGAACAUUUUA